Messenger RNA from Fusarium coffeatum, 1524 nucleotides. RefSeq lists its product as uncharacterized. Gene Ontology annotation, cellular component: endoplasmic reticulum; membrane. The record is from RefSeq and is a predicted model, not a curated record. Gene Ontology annotation, molecular function: glucosaminyl-phosphatidylinositol O-acyltransferase activity. The coding region runs from base 1 to 1524 and encodes 507 amino acids. Gene Ontology annotation, biological process: GPI anchor biosynthetic process; protein localization to plasma membrane. Lineage: Eukaryota; Fungi; Ascomycota; Sordariomycetes; Hypocreales; Nectriaceae. The transcript has 2 exons.
AUGCCUGAUCCUGCCACAAGCUACAAGCAGCAGAAGGAGGCCUUUGUGUCCAACCUGUCUGGCGGCUCUGUCGCAGAAAUCAACUAUGUUACAUCCGUUGCAGCUGUUUGUCCCCCUAAACCUCCCGUGGCUAUUCUACUUUGGUCUGUACUCCAAGCCCGCCAGUCCUUCUUUGAACCAUACACGGUGCUGGCGUUUGCCGUCGACUUCCUCCUCAAUGUUGGCGCAAUCCUUCUCUCGAUGACCUUGUAUUCCAACUCGCCUCUUCUACUCAACCUCCUCCUAAUUGCGCCUGCCGUCCUCAUCUUUACUCUGCCGCCACGUCCUAUAAGUCGAAAGAAGAAGGCUAAGGUCCCUCCUAAUGCCCGGUCCAACGAAAGCUCUGGGCAGUUGGAUAUCCUAUCAACAAAGCCGUUCCUGACAAACUUCCGUGGUUGCAUGAUGAUUGCCACCUGUGUGGCUAUCCUUGCUGUCGAUUUCCGACUGUUCCCUAGGCGCUUUGCCAAGGUUGAGACAUGGGGUACUUCUCUCAUGGAUCUUGGUGUUGGAUCCUUUGUCUUCUCAGCUGGGCUUGUUGCAGCUCGUCCCGUGUUGCGAGAGAAAGCUAUAGGUCGCACUACUGGUAAAGGUUCGUCACUUUUCUACCGCAUCGUGCAUUCGUUCCGUCACUCCAUUCCACUUCUGGUCCUAGGCUUCAUCAGGUUCCUGAGUGUAAAGGGUCUGGACUAUGCAGAACAUGUGACAGAGUAUGGUGUUCAUUGGAAUUUCUUCUUCACACUGGGACUCUUGCCCCCAUUCGUGGCUAUCUUUCAGUCAGCGCUCAAAUGGAUUCCUUCAUUUGCUGCUCUGUCGUUGUUGGUCGGCGUCACAUAUCAAGUUCUGCUUGAAACCACUAGUCUGAAGGCGUUCGUCCUUACAGCACCCAGGACCGAUCUAAUUAGCAUGAAUCGUGAAGGAAUUUUCAGUUUCAUAGGCUAUCUGGCCAUCUUCCUUGCUGGACAGGAUACGGGCAUGUUUGUUAUUCCUCGGAACAUACCCCCAAAGAGUACUGCUAGUCCCGGCGCUCAGCGCAAUACCCUCUUGAUGACCAUGGCUGUUUGGGGAGGAGUCUGGACAGGUCUAUAUCUGCUGUCCACAAACUACCAUUACGGUUUCGGUCUGGCCGUGUCUCGUCGCAUGGCGAACCUACCUUAUGUCCUAUGGGUUGUUGCCUUCAACACUCUGCAGCUCCUUGGGUUUGCCGUCGUCGACACGGUGUUCUUCCCUGCGUUCUAUAAUGCACAGGAUGCGAAGACCGAGAAGGAAGCAUAUACACAUGCUACCAGUCAUGUGAUCCGAGCCUACAAUCGGAACGGCCUGGCUGUCUUCUUGGUCGCAAACUUGCUGACUGGGUUGGUUAACAUGACUGUCAACACACUUGAUGCUACUCCCAUUGCUACGAUGGGUAUAAUGGUGGCAUAUACUGCGACUAUCACAGGUUUCGCGGUGGUAUUGGAUGCAUAUGAUAUCAGCGUGAAACUAUAA